Molecule: messenger RNA, 1143 nt
Organism: Neurospora tetrasperma FGSC 2508
Lineage: Eukaryota; Fungi; Ascomycota; Sordariomycetes; Sordariales; Sordariaceae
Exons: 1
Cellular component (GO): mitochondrial matrix
Molecular function (GO): protein binding
Source: RefSeq, a predicted model, not a curated record
UGCCGGUCCGUGCAACGGAAACAACAACGGCGACCAUUCUCGGGCACCGUCUCUACACAAACGGAUCUUCGCGCCGGCCUCACCAAACUCACAUCGCGGCGCUUGAUCUCCGUCUCCGGCCCGGAUGCCUCCAAGUUCCUUCAGGGUGUCAUCACCAACAACAUCAACGCUCCACACAAUGCCAACGGCUUUUAUACCGGCUUCCUGACAGCUCAGGGCCGUGUGGUCCAUGAUGUCAUCAUUUACCCGGAUGACCUGGGUCCAGAACCAGGCAAGCAGAGCUUCCUGAUCGAGGUUGACGCCGACGAGGCCGCGACACUUCACAAGCACAUCAAGCGCUACAAGCUGCGCUCCAAGUUCAACUUGAAGUUGCUAGACCCGGAGGAGCGUGCUCUCUACCACUCAUGGAACGACCUACACCAGGCCGGACCAUGGAGUAAGCUGAUCGACGAGGUACAAAAAGAUGGCAACGCAAGGGCUGUCCCGGAUCCGCGUGUUCCGGCAUUCGGCUCCCGUGUGGUCGUCAACCAGACCUCCUCUUCCUCGCCACUAACAGACGGCGACCUGACACCCGAAUCAUCUUACCACCUCCGCCGUUUUCUUCUCGGUAUCCCCGAAGGCCAGUCCGAGAUCAUCUCCGGCACCGCUCUCCCUCUCGAGUCCAACAUGGACGUGAUGAAUGGCAUCGACUUCCGCAAGGGCUGCUACGUCGGCCAAGAGCUUACCAUCCGCACCAAGCAUCGUGGUGUUGUCCGCAAGCGCAUCCUUCCUUGCAUCCUCUAUUCCGAGGGUGCCGCCCCGGAGAUCCCGGCUGACGGACCUGGGCAACUGGAAGCGCUGGAGAAGCUCUUGAAGCUUGAAGUCGAGCAGGGAGUCAAGGCAGAGAUGAUUCCUCAAGGUGCGAGCAUUGACAAGGUGGACAAGAAGUCUAGGAGCGCCCCCGGCAAGUGGCUGAGGGGUAUUGGCAACGUUGGACUGGCGCUGUGCAGGUUGGAGGUGAUGACGGAUACCGUCUUGCCAGGAGAGACACCGGGCACGUAUAGCCCUGAGCAGGAAUUCGUCGUUAGUUUGGGUGGAGAGGAGGGGAGUGAAGUCGAGGCAAAAAAGGUCAAGGUUAAGGCCUUUGUGCCGUUUUGGCUGAGG